UGGAAAUCUGUUCAUAGGAGAUUACAAGGUGGGUAUGCUAUCUGUCAAAGCAAAUUGCCAGUUUUAACCAUUCGUUGACAGCAGAGUCAGGAACACUGACAACCCUUUUCAACUAGAUUAAAUACUGUAGCCUUUAAAAGAACAGCUAUGAACCAUAAAAGCGUAAUCAUACGAGGAACCAAUGGUGAAUAUUUCUUACAAUCUUUAAUGCACAAUCCAAACGGAAAAGGCUGCAUAAGUGUUUCAUCUAAGUCCUCGGCAUCACUUGGGUCGUCUAAUGAAUCGUCCUCGGAAAUGGAGGCCCAGUCAUCAGACUUAGACUUGUGUCAACCCUACGCCCAGUCGAGCUCUUCUGGGUAUUCGGACCAACAGACGUCAACGUCUGAUGAAGAGAAAUCCGGGAACUUAAUUCUAGACACUACGGCCGAUUGUAUUCAACAAAUAAAUGGCUCCGUCACUUUGUCGCUGAUGGAGGCAAAACUAUGGUACACAUUCCUGGGGCUAGGAACAGAAAUGAUUAUCAACAAAACCGGAAGGAGAAUGUUCCCAUAUCUAGAAUUUUCGCUGCGAGGUGUUGAUCCUGUUGGUUUAUAUGACGUAAUAUUUGACAUCAUACCCGCCAGUAGCAAAAGUUUUAAAUUUCUUAACAAUAAAUGGAUUCCAAUGGGAAGGAAAGAAGAAGAAUUUAAAAAUUAUCCAUUUAAACAUCCAGACUCCCCACGAGUUGGCUCAGAUUGGAUGACUCGAAAAAUUUCAUUUGAAAAAAUAAAACUUUCAAAUAAACCAGGCACAAAAGCUGGAAUAUUUACCCUGCACACACUGCAAAAAUACCUGGUGCGUAUCUCCAUCGUUAAACACGAGAGAGACGAUGAGCUGUCGGUGGUAGAGUUCCCUAUCCGAGCCACCACAUUCAUCGCGGUGACGGCCUACAACAACAGAGAGGUCACCAAACUCAAGAUCAACAGCAAUCCAUACUCAAAGGGCUUCCGUUUCCCUAUGAAAAGAACGAGAAACCAGUCCUUUGAUAGACUAGCGACUACAAGUGAUGAAGACACGGGCACAGUCCAGACCCUCAGGAGUCACAUAGUCAGUUACCCGAAGACUGAAGACACGGGCACAGUCCAAACCCUCAGGAGUCCCAUAGUCAGUUACCCAAAGACUGAAGUCACAGCUAUUUCUGAGUUUCCAUUAGAUUUAUCCAUCCAAAAAAGUUGCAUAUAUAGAAAUAAGAGUUCCCCUCAAACAAAGGAAAUGGUAGACAAAGCAACACAGACAGAUUUAAGGAUGAUUGAAUCCGGAUUCUGGAAUCAGCCAAGUGCGCGUCCUUACGCCAACAGUCUUUCAGAGAUGACCAUGCAGCGUCAUACCGCUUAUCCCAUUAUCCACAGAAGUAUCAACGAGCAAGACACAUGUGAUGUCAAACUUGCGGCAAAAAAAUUUCGAGAAACGACAUCGUCAAGUCCACAGGCAUCUCUGAUACCAAACAAUUGUGAGAGAUCACCCAUAUUCCUCAGCAAUUCAUCUGAUCAUUGCAAGGACCAUCGUGGAGAAAGAUUAAUGGAGUACAACGCCAGAAUAGAAAUGUGGAAACGAGACGGAAAAAGAUCUCGUUAUGAAAAACCUGACGUUAUAUGAAAAACAAAAAUAUAAAUCUGAAACAGAAAAAAAACAGAUUUAAAAUUCAUUUCAAGCAAGGACACCAUAAAAAAAGAAAAAAGAAACUCUAAAACUUGAGUGGAUAUUGUUGUUAUAAAUCCAUGUCAUUAAAUUGUCUGAAGAAGCUAAUGUAUAAGAUGAGUACUUGUUUUUGAGCUUCGAACUGUGAACUGUUUUAUAAUUAUUACGUUUCCUUUAAUGCUCAUUUUUUCUUAAUUAUGAUGUUGUAGUUUAUUCAACCUCAUUGGCGUGAAGUCAAAUGGUUACGAACAUUUGAAUGAUUCACUUGUAUCUUAUAUUUUUAGUUUAUCUAUUUCUAAAAUCAUGUUCAAAAUCUUGUGAAAGCAUUGUCUUUCUAUGGUAUUACUGUUAAGUGUAUCUUUUGUUGUACAUGUUGGUUGUUUUUUUCCAUCUUUUCUGAUUGUCUUAGAGAGAUUUGUAUGGUGUCAGUAGUCGGUGUCUGCAUUUUUCAUUCACCCUCUUAUCUUGAAUUAAAAAGGAUAUUUGACUUGUCCAAAACUGAGUUUAAAUUUCCUUAUGAAGUAAUAAGAUUAAAAAAAACCUCAAAAUCUUGAAAAAGAACAAGGAACAUAAAGUUUGUAAAGUUUAUUUGACCAAGUUGGCUUACAUUUUUUUUUUUGCUCAAUUACAAGACUUCUUCUAAAGAUUAAAAAGAAUCAGUAAUUGAGGAUAUUAUGUUUUACAAAGAUGUCUGACGAACUUUAUGAAUGCUAUUUGUAAAAAAAAAAAGGAAAUCGAGUAAGUACUUUACAAAUUAUCUAAAAUGCUCACAUUUCUCUGAUAUAGACUAUAAAAAUUAAGACUUUGAGUUCAAGUUCUCUGUCAAAAGUGUAUGAAGAAAAUCCUCCGCGAAACAUUGACUAAGUAAGUAUGAAAUAAAUGAAUAUUUUUUUACAUGAAAAUAUUCAGUUUAUACGAAGACUUGUAAUUUAUUUUAAACUGUGUUAUUCAUUUUUAACAUGUUUGUUUCUAUUGAUUUUUAUACAGUAUGCGUGUACUAAGUAGUUAGCAACUUUUGUGUCAAAGUUUAACAUUGUUAAUUCUUACGAGCGAUAUGGCUCAUGGGACUCUUGUUUCUAUUUCUGUCAUAUUAUGUCUUUUUGUAAUAUAUUUUGACUAUAUAUAAUGUUUGGUUGAAUUCUUUUAAUAAAACUUCUACGGAAUCAAAAUAAACAAUGUACGGACAUACCUGUAAAACUUCAACAUGUAACGUGUCAUCUGAUUGGUGUAUUCAGUCACGUGUCAGGGUAAACAAAAUUACUUAUUAGGUUUGUUACUGACAGACUACAGAUAUAUUUAAACAAUAAAAUGCUUUACAAUGGUGAUUCUUGCGGGAUACAUAACCCGCUAUCAUAUGACCUGCGUUGGUGGGCUAUGUAAUUUUGUCUGCAAUGAUUGCUGCCUUCAUAACCUGUAGGAAUCAACAAAGAAAUCAAUUUAUUUUUUUUAUUUACAUCUUUCAAUUAACUAGUUAAUAAAUUGGUCUGAAAAAAGUAAAAAAAAAAAUCUACAUGCGUUAGACAGAAAACACAACCAAAUCGGCUUUGAUGGGAACUUGAGUCUGACAUCAUCAUGAUUAUUUUGAGCAGUUCGUGAUUUUUCUCAUAACUUUAUGAAGGUUUCGACCAACCGAUAAACGGGGCGCGAGGAGGUCAGUUCCGUUAGUUUCUA
Magallana angulata is the source of this 3348-nucleotide messenger RNA. Its product is annotated as putative T-box protein 7. The record is from RefSeq and is a predicted model, not a curated record. Gene Ontology annotation, molecular function: DNA-binding transcription factor activity, RNA polymerase II-specific; RNA polymerase II cis-regulatory region sequence-specific DNA binding. Bases 148 to 1635 code for a protein of 495 amino acids. The transcript is spliced from 12 exons. Gene Ontology annotation, biological process: cell fate specification; positive regulation of DNA-templated transcription; regulation of transcription by RNA polymerase II. Gene Ontology annotation, cellular component: nucleus. Lineage: Eukaryota; Metazoa; Mollusca; Bivalvia; Ostreida; Ostreidae.